UAAUAUGUGUGCUCUGUGGUUUUCAUUAAAAUUUCCUAAAUUAUUAUUAUUCGAAUUUCUCGAAUGUGAAAUCAAAAAUCAACCUUCAACACCGAAAUAGUUUCAAAUAUUCAUUAUUGACUAUUCGUUUGUAAUUCGUAGAAAACAAAAUAUAGAAAAAGCAUUAAGGAAAAAAAUUGUGACUAUUUCAAACCUCAGUUUAAAACAUUGGCUGUCAAAACAUUGGUAUUAGGUAGGUACUUAUUGUGUAUUUGUAUUAAUGUUGAAUGUGUUAAGAAUAUGUCUUCAUCUGACUCCGAAGACGGGUGUUACAGCAAUGUGGUGAAAAACCGAGAACUCAUUCGUGAGCAAUGUCGAAUGAAAUUACUAGCAAACACUGAAGUUGCAGCUGUAAAAUGUACCGGUAAAACUGAUAUUAGUAUCAUCAACUUGGAAAAAAAGGAGAGCACCACAUCAAAUACAGCAAGAGUAGCUAAUAACACCACAAGUUCAUUGAUUGUCGAUUCCAUUGAAGAUGAUUUCAUUAUAGACGAAAUUAUUGCGAAAAACUCUAAACCCGUUCCACGGUCUAGAGGUAGAAAAAAGAAAGAAAGUGUUAUACGAGCCAAUGCCACAGAAGAACCUGUAGUUGGUAAUACAGGGGGUAGGGGCCGAGGAAGGGUUAGCAGGAGGGGCAGAGCAUCCAAAACCAAUGUUAUAGAUAUGGGAAUAUGCAAUAAUUUAGCCUCGGCUCCAUUAUCAAAUGGUAGAGGCAGAAAAACAAGAAGUUCAGCUAGCACGUCAGCCAUCGAAGAUUUACUGGGUGCAUUAAUAAGCAACAGAGGUAGAGGCCGAAAAAGGAGUAGAGUGAACUAUUCCCCAAAUAGCUCAGUUGAAGAGUUAUUACAAAAUUUGUCACCAGUUAACAUUAACGGACGAGGUAACACUAGACAACAGAGUAGAGGUAGAGGUGUGAGUCCACUAGCUGUAGCCAGUCCAAUUUAUCCAACAUAUAGCAUUGGUAAUACGGAUGAGUAUCCCGAUAUGUCCGAUGAUGUACCAUUAUUUAGUAAACCGUCUACAAAAACAAAACAUGAGACUGUUGACUUAGAUCAAACAGUAACUGAGAAUGUAGACGACAAUGAAUCGUUAUCAGUAAAAGUCAUAUGGAAAAGUUUUGAAAACUUCAAAUUCACGAUACGUAAAUACCAGAAUAUAACUCAGAUAUUCGAUUUUUUUGCCCAGAAAGAAAAUGUUAGUAAGGACAAAUUGUUAUUCAUGUACAAAAACAAAAUAUUAACACGUGAAGAUACACCAGCGUCGAUAGAUUACAAUAUCGCUAAAUUCAUUGAUGGAGGUGUUGUGAGUCAUAGUGUACAUAAUAUAUUUAAAAAUAAAACUAUAAUCAAUGGAAUUAAGAUAAAAUUCCAAUGUCAGAACAUUAAGAAGCCUCUAGAAAUAGCGAUCGGGAAUGAUGAUAAGCUUUCAUUAGCGAUGACCCAAUGCGCUGAGACCUUGGAGGUUCCAUUAAAUAAGCUUAAGUUUGAGUUUGAUGGUGACAUUGUUGCAGGCACAAGUUCACCUCAACAGAUGGGUUUGGAAGAUGGCGAUUGUAUUGAUGUUAUGAUGCUCAGCUGAAUUAUUGAUAUUUCUUUUUUAUUUGUGAUUAAUGUAUUAUAGGAGGAGCGCUAAUAGACUAGUUAGGACUUUGGCUUCACUUUUCAGAAUGAAUCUAAGUAUUCACCUCUAACUUUCUGUGUUGUGUUUAUUUUUUCCCGUCGAAUAGUGUGAACAAAAACAGGAAUAAAACUAUCUGGUGCCCUUUUUUGUUGUACCUACCUAUCUCUAACAUUAUUCUGAGCCGAUAUCUGUAAACUAGGU
Molecule: messenger RNA, 1860 nt
Organism: Pararge aegeria (speckled wood butterfly)
Lineage: Eukaryota; Metazoa; Arthropoda; Insecta; Lepidoptera; Nymphalidae
Gene: Rad60
Exons: 2
Coding region: 280-1617 (445 amino acids)
Biological process (GO): cytokine production; positive regulation of transcription by RNA polymerase II
Source: RefSeq, a predicted model, not a curated record